Symbiodinium natans is the source of this 1302-nucleotide messenger RNA. NCBI's taxonomy places the organism in Eukaryota, Dinophyceae, Suessiales, Symbiodiniaceae. The record is from the annotation of a GenBank genome assembly.
AUGCGCAGUUGCCUCUUUGUGCUGUUGACCUUCUGGCAACCGGCACUCUGUCAGAGGCCAUACGGAGCCAGACAUGGAGAGUUGCGAACCGACGGCAUAUCAUCGGAGGCCCUUUCGAUGCGGUCCUUGAAGGGCCACUCGCCAGAAGCAGAGGCUCUCCUGAAAGUUCGGUUGAUGCGGGAGCGAGAGCUCGCAACCCAGAGGUGGACUCACUGGACCUCACAAUCGGAGGUUUUCACCCGGCUCUGGGCGGCACGAAAAUUCGGGCCGCACUGGGCUGUGGAUACUUCGGUGGUGCCGACAGUCCACCAUCGAUCUGGCCAUGAAGGUCUUGCCCUCAUGUUCUGGGGACAGGCAUCAGUAGAGUGGUGCUUUGUUGGCGUUGCUCUUGGAUUGCUGCUCCUCAUAGACGCUGUGUUGCUACAGAAUCUGCCCGAGUCGCGUCGUGCACACGUCAGUGUGCUUUUCAUAUGGAUGGCAAUUGCCCUGGCUUGUUGCGUGGAGGUCUGGGUGUGUGCUGGUACUACGGCAGGGAUUUCCUGGUUGUCUGGGUAUCUCCUGGAGUUGCUGUACUCAGCAGAGCAUGUCGUUGUCAUGCAGCUUGUGUUCAGCAGCCUGGACACACCCCACAGAUUGAUGGGCAAGGCACUCUACUUGGCCAUGAUCGGCACCAUGGCCUUUCGCUUCAUCGGCUUCCUCAGCUUCGCCCAUGGAAUCAAUCCGGUGGCGAGUCGAGCUGGCUGCUGGAUGCUGGGCACUGUUCUGCUUUAUGCAGGAAUCUCCAGGCUGAGCAGCCCUGCAUCAAACGACGGUGUGUCGGAGUCAGCAGUGGUGCGACUGCUGCGCGGCUGCUUUGGUGAUCGCCUGGGUGAGUUCUACGACGAGGAGGGCGAGGCCUUGUUGGUGGAGGCGAAGGGCAAGGUUCGCCUGACAUUGCUCGGAGUGGUAUUGAUCUGCCUUGUCGUGCUAAAUGUUGGGUUGAACUUCGAUGUUGUCCUUGCCAAAUCUGAAGCGACGCCAGAUGCUUUCAUCAAUUUCAGUUCUUCGGCGUUGGCUUUGUUUGCAAUCCGGUCACUCUUCUUCGUUGUUAGGGACUUCUUCAACCUUUCCAACCUGACCAGAUCCACUUUUGCUGUGGUACUGCUUUUGAUGGGUUUCGAGAUGCUCGGUGGCCGCGCCGUGUUCGUGAGUGCGUUGGUCUCUGUCGCGGUGUUUGUUUGCAUGCUGGUUCUGUCGGUGGGCAUUUCUUCGCUGCAUCAUCCAAACGUGAAGACGCCUUCGUCAGACCUGCACUCCUUCUGA